CAUUGACAACGAAUAAACUAACAUCUUUCUGUUGUCGUGAUACUUUGAGCAUAUACUUGGUAUUUUAAAUAAUUAAUUAUAUUAUAUUUACCUAGAUAUUAAAAUAUGUCUUGCUUGAAAAAGAAACGCAAACCCAUGGUACCAAUAAAAACUUUAGAUAUCAUAUUUAGAAGAAGAUAUGUACCAAAUACCCAACAUUACUUUGCUAACAGGAAACAUGCAACUGUUCCUAAUGAAACAAAGCCAAAGCGAGUUCGGCCUUUUAAAGUACCGCGAUCUGAAAAAUUAUUGUCCUAUAUAAAGUAUAGUGACAGAAAGGAGAAGGUAUGCGCCCGUGAAAGGCUUAAUCAGCCUUUACAUCUAAAAGAUAAUUUAAGAAUCGCUGCUACUAGAGACAUAUCGAAACGACUUUUCGUAGAAGAACCAGAAGAUGAUGUUAGGGCUGUUGUAGAAAUCCAUCCUGAAUUCUACACUGUGAUUGAAGGAAGACCAUUGAGAUGUUUCGAUGAUAUAAAAGUAUAUUUGAAUAAUAUUCGUUCUUACGCUAUGUUUCGUCAACAAAUUGGUUAUCGCCGUGAUUUGGUGCUGAAAAUAGAACAGAGCAUAGUAGAAGAAUCUAGAAUACAUGACCUUAUAGUAGAAGAGCUAAAGGAACAUAUCAAAAACUUUCAAAAAUUUUUAACUGAAGACUACAAAAAAGCUUGUGCAAAAGUUUCGAAAGCAGAAAAGGUUUAUACAGAUCUGGUUGCAAAAAUAAAUGAGUUUCUAGUCUAUGUUUCAAAGAGAACAAUACUAAAUAACAAAGUAUUUAAACUAGAUGCAAUUAGGAAUGUCUUAAAAAUUUAUAGGCGCUAUUUAAUAUUUGUCGCUCCUCUUUCUUGGAGACAAUUAUAUGAUGAAACUUUAAGGGGGAAAGUUCAAUCUAUCCAAUUCGAAAGUGGGACAUUUGCAACUGAUACUGAUGAUGAUUUGGUUGAAACUUUAGAUAUUGAUAAAAUUAUAGACGCAGCCAAAAUAGAGCUUUUAAACCCCUUACCUCCUCAUUUAUUUUUUAAGACGCCCGGACAAACCUUAUCUAUGUUUCGUACAAUGGAAUUACAAAGCAGGGAAUAUUUAACUCAAUUAGCAAAAACUGAUGCACCGUUUCGGUUAUUGCAAGAUCGAAUCAAACAAUUGACAUUGGCAACAAAACAAGAGCUUGAUUAUUUUCAAUUUUAUAUUGAUAGUAUCAAUGAUCAAAUAUCUAGAGAAACUCACAAUGAAACUCAUCUGCAAGAGAAGUUCUUUCGCAUAUUGAAUGACUCAUUUUAUGACAGUGUAGCCAGUUUCGAUACGUUAAAAUUAAAAAUAUGUAUAGAAUAUGUAUAUGAACAAGUUUUUGGGAAAUGUGAAGAGGGGCAUCAGAGUCUUCAAGACCCGAUGAAAAUUUUAGAAGUUAUGUAUGAAGAUUACAAUCUGCGGCUAGAUUCCUUGGAUUUUAAAAUUGUCAAUCAAGCAAAGAGCGACUUCUUUGCGCAAGACUUAAAAAUGUUAAGAAAUGCUUAUGCAGCUCAGCGAGAAUUAAGAGCAUUCAGAGAGAUGACUAACGCUAUGAAUAAGGCAUUCUUGCCCCCUGCAAAAUACACGAGGCCCGUUUUUAAGAAAUUUAUGAGUAUGAAGGACCUUAGAGUUUUAAAAAUUGCUGAAAAGAGAAAAUCGCAAAUUAUAACUGGUAGGAUGAAAAUAAGACCCAGAUUUAAACUGUCGGCAGAAGAGCGAGAAGGCUUACUAAUGUUCACCGAGUGGUGUGAAGGGACAGAUCCAGCACCAUUUUUGAAAGAAUACUACACCUACGUAAAACCCGCAUUUGAUUGGCUACCUCGUAAAUCCAUGAUGUAGGUUCAUUAAUUUAACCAUUGUUACUCUUUUACGGCUGAACAGCUGAUCAAAUUUUAUAAAUUUUUAAAGGCUAUUUCUUCUUAUAAAUUAUCACGGGAGUAAAGC
This is a messenger RNA of Amyelois transitella, 1983 nucleotides long. RefSeq lists its product as uncharacterized. Lineage: Eukaryota; Metazoa; Arthropoda; Insecta; Lepidoptera; Pyralidae. The transcript has a single exon. The record is from RefSeq and is a predicted model, not a curated record. Bases 106 to 1878 code for a protein of 590 amino acids.